Solanum dulcamara is the source of this 794-nucleotide messenger RNA. RefSeq names its product nucleoid-associated protein At4g30620, chloroplastic-like. The transcript is spliced from 7 exons. The record is from RefSeq and is a predicted model, not a curated record. Bases 61 to 615 code for a protein of 184 amino acids. Gene Ontology annotation, molecular function: DNA binding. Lineage: Eukaryota; Viridiplantae; Streptophyta; Magnoliopsida; Solanales; Solanaceae.
UCUUCUUCUUUUAAAAAAACUCAUUUUUCUGCAAAAAAAAAAGGUUUUGUGGUGAAAAAAAUGGCGUCUACAAGUGCUUUCACAGCUGGAAUUUCAAAUCUUCAUAGCUUCAACAAACCGUGUCCUAGUGCAAAUCAAGUUGGUAUGUGGACUUUAUCAAGAUCCGGCUAUCGAAAGGGUUUAGAUAAUCCCAGACCUCUGCAAAUAUGUUCUCUGUUUGGAGGAAAAAAGGACAAUAAUGAGCAGAACAAUGAUGCUCCUUCAAAGGCAGGUCUUUUUGGCAACAUGCAAAACUUAUACGAGACGGUGAAGAAGGCACAAAAUGUGGUUCAAGUUGAGGCAGUGCGAGUACAAAAAGAGCUUGCUUUAGCAGAGUUUGAUGGAUACUGUGAAGGUGAACUAAUCAAGGUAACGCUAUCUGGGAAUCAGCAACCGAUACGUACCGAAAUUACUGAGGCUGCCAUGGCAUUAGGCCCAGAAAAACUCUCACUCCUGAUUACAGAGGCAUACAAGGAUGCACAUCAGAAAAGUGUACUGGCAAUGAAGGAAAGAAUGAGUGAUCUUGCUCAGAGCUUGGGAAUGCCAGCAGGCCUUGGUGAAGGAUUCAAGCAGUAACAUCGCUCCACUUAGUUUCAAAUUUGUACACUACCAGACACAAGUUUUUUUACAUUAAAAUUAUGAAUACAAUUUUUAUCAUAUUGUAGUUUAUUGUAAGAUUAUGUACUCAAAGCUUUUGGAUUGAAAGUUUAAAUUCUUUUAUAGUGAAAUAGAAUUAUCAAAGAGUUGAAUCAUCA